Molecule: messenger RNA, 2745 nt
Organism: Notodromas monacha
Lineage: Eukaryota; Metazoa; Arthropoda; Ostracoda; Podocopida; Cyprididae
Source: the annotation of a GenBank genome assembly
AUGGAAAUGUGCGAUGAAGAGUCCGAAGAAUCGCGUCGAGUCACUGAAUCAUCAGCUGGGCUUCCGCCUGGGUGGAAGCGAAUCCUUACUGAGUUUUUAGCUGGCCCUCGAGCUGGUACUUCCGAGUCCGUGAUUGUAUCACCAGAUGGCAAAGAAUUCAUUUCAAAACCUGAACCUGUUAAUCGAACAGAACCGGCAGCCGUUCAGGAAUCUACCGACACGAUGAAGUUGGCCUCUGGGGGUCAUCUUCCGGAUAGCGGCUCCGAUAGUGAAGCGGAAGAAGCGAAGCAGAAACAGAGUAUGAUUUUGCGGAGGAAAUCUUCUUAUGAACCGAAUGAAGAAAGUGAUGUCAGUAGUAAAGUCAAGAAUCCUGAAUGGAAUUUGAAAGUCGUAGACCCGAGCGAACCUUGUCCAUGGAUGUUGACCGCAUCGCCACUGCGGAAUGGCCGCAAAUUUGGGGAGUACAAUGAGCUGGCUCGUACCACACAUGGUGUUCCGCCUGGCUACCUGAAACUCUUGAUACAGCGUCGAUACGGGUGCAUGACAACGAGUGUCAUAAUUAUUUCACCUACUGGUAAACGUCUCUGGACGCCAAAAGACGUUUCAAAAUAUGCAGCUACUAGGGGACUUGAUCUCAAACCGGAGGAUUUCAACUUUUCAAAAGUUUUCCCAGAAAUAGAAGAGAAACCUGUUCGUAUUGUCCGCCCCCCGAUUGUCACUUAUUCGCGGAAAGAUAAACGAACCCAAGAUGACGUGAAAACCAAUCGAACGUCAGACUCUUCCGUCGAAAAUGACACAUAUUUGUCCACUGAUCCGAAUCCCGAUUCGUCUUUGCGAAAGUCUCCAAAAGUAUUGAAGCCGGAUGUUCGAGACUUUGAUGGAGUUUCCGGUUCAGCUUCACCAGAAGUGCCAAAAUUGGAAAAUCAUCUCCCGCCAGAUUCGGAUGAAAACUCGCCUGAAACAACGAGGGAAUCGAUGCUCAGUCCGACAAAAGUAGAGGCUGACGCAUCGCUUCAACGAUCCUCGGAAAAUGAGGAUGUUUUGAUGACCUCCGCGCCGGAGAACCAGGAAACAUCCUCACGAAAUGCUUCCAAGAAUUCGGAAGUUUCUCCCAAACCCAGUCUUCCUGCGACAUUUUCAAAUUCGCCAAAGCGUGAUGUGGCUAAGAGAGCAGCUGCGUUGAUUGGUCGUGAGCAGUUGGCUCAACAUGCAGCGGAAAUGAGUGAAUCUGAGUCAGACCUGGAGCCAGAAACUAAUGGAAGAAUAUCAUUGCCAGUUCCGAGUGAUGCGUUGGACUCGGAAGAAGAACCAGACGAAGAGUUGUUUCGGGAUACGGUUGGGCUUCCGGAUGGGUUCCGAAGAGUGAUAUUCCGCCACGGGUCAGGGCACAAGAAGGGCAAGAUUUGGUGUUUCUAUCUAACGCCAGAGAAUUGGAGAUUGUGGGACAUAAAGCAAGUUCAAGGUUUCUUCAAAGCUCGCAGGUUAACAUCAGACCCAAAGCGCUACGACUUUCGUUUUCCACCUGGGCCAUCAUUCCAGUCUUUUGGUGCACCUGUCGUACACAAGAACGGCUUUGACUCAGAUACUGAGGAAAUGAUGCACAAGGGGAAUGCAGUCGUUAAAUCUGACGCUUUGGCAAAGAAAAACCAGAAGCUACCGGCGAGCGAAAGAAAGAGAACGUACGUGGAAGUGUUGAGGACUUCGGAAAAUAUGCCUCUGGGUUGGGUCAAGGUGAUCAUCAGGCGUGUGGGUGGUCCACAGGACGGCGUGCACUACUCAGUCAUUAUGUCGCCAAAUGGACAUAGGUUGAGGGCACCAACUACUCUCGAUCGGUAUAUCAAGAAGCAUGGAAUCAAGAACAUUACUGCGAGCAUGUUUGACUUCCGAACGACAGAACUGCUGAAGAAGCACGAGGAAGAACAGAAGCAAAUGUCCAAAAAGGUUGUUCGAGAGGAGACAUUACCAUCUUCGUCGCCUUCUAUCGGAAAAGUUGGAAAAUCGACUUCGAAGGCUCGUUCAGAGAAAUGGAUCUCUCCUACCCAACGAUUAUCCAAUUCGCUUCUCCGACGUGCCACGGCUUCGCUUCCCGGGCGAUGGGUACACCUGAAGACCCCGAAAACCAUCGGACGCCCCAAGAAAUGGCACUCCGUGGAUAGAAAGAGAACGAUUCGUACUCAGGACAGUAGCCGGAACCAGUGGGAAGAAAUUUUUGCGACUGCGGAGGGCGUACCAGCUGGAUGGAAGAAGGUCAUCAAACGUCAAACAUCCGGACGUGGCACUGGCAGGAUCAUUCCCUGCUUUGUCACGCCUUGUGGAAGGAGACUCUGGACAACAAGACGAGUCGUAGAUUAUGUGUCCCAGAAACGCCCUCCAGGAGUGGAGCUUUCGCAAUUCGACUUUUCUGUCAAUUUUAAUGGAAAGGAUCUUUUGAAGUUUGAAACGAACGCGCAGUGAUGUAACUCCGGCGUUGAAAGCGGUUGUUCCCGCUGUCGCAUGAGGGGAACUCAAACGCAUGGAAAAUACUCUGGGAGACAAAUCAAUUCGAAAUUCUGUCGAAACGAAGUGAAGAAAUUAUGGGAUUUCUUUUUGCUUGAUCUUUAUUCAUUUUUGAUGAUUCGCACGCGGAUGCUGGCGUUCUGUUUUCUUUGGGUUAAUACUUGGUGGAAAUGAUAUAUUGUUUUGUGGUUUGAGCUGAUCUCUGAAAAUUUUCUGGCGAUGAGAUAAAAUCGAAUAAAUCUCGAAAAA